UUAUUAUUAGUAAAUAUUGUGAUGAAAGGUUAAUUAUUGUUGAUGAGGAUUUGGUGAAAUAAAAAAAGGGACUAAAUUAGGGAAAGUAAUUAUAGGAAAGGGGAGACUAGGUUGUGAAGGAAAAGGCAAGGUAAACAUAAACGGAGGCGAGGGAAGGGGAAGCAAAGAAAUAAGGUGUUUAUUUGUUGGACUCAUUCGCUUCAAACGCAUCUAUCGCUUCCCCACCUCUUUCUACUACCACUCUCUGAAGAUGGUGCUGCUUCUGCUGUUGCCUUUGCUGGCCCUUUUCUCAAGAGAUACCGUUUCUUCCAUUCUCUUUUGAUUCCUUCUCAUCUCCUUUCAUUUUUUUUUUUUUUAUAUAUAUUUUUGCUUUUGGUCCCAUCCUCUUAUUGAACCACUCCGCCUUAUAGGCCUCCGUCUUAUUUCUCUCAUUUUUUCUUCUGUGUUUCUCAUUUUUAUUGCUUCUCCUCUCUCUCUCUUACUUCUGGCAUUUCCAUUCACAUUCUCUCAAACCAUUCAUGGCUGUUCAAGCUCAUAUCCCUCCAAUGUACUCUUUCUAGACUGCAGCGGAAAAGAACCACCACAUGACUAUUCUUUGACAGGGGAACUCCUUGAUCAUAAUCAAUCUCCUAUGUUAUUCAAUAACGGAGGUAGUAAUUCUCGAAAGAGAGGAAGAGAAGCAGCAGCAGCAGCAGCUAAGGCCAUUGCGCCAAACCUUGUCAAUUCCUUCUCUUUACAAUCACAAUCACAAUCUCCACAGUUCGUAGACCUCACUCAACUUCAUAAUCAAAAUGUAGUCUCCACAGGACUGGGCUUAUCCUUUGGUGACCAACAAUUACAUCAGCAGCAACAGCAAAAUCAUGGCUGUCACUCCUCUUCUUUUCUAUCUCUAUUACCCGAUGGUUUGACCUUGCAAAUCAAACAACAGCACGAUGAGAUCGACCGAUUCCUUCAAGUUCAGGGCGAGCAAUUGCGACGGGCAUUGACGGAGAAGAGGAAGAGGCAUUAUCGGGCACUGCUAAGGGUAACGGAGGAAUCGGUGUUGCGGCGGCUGAGGGAGAAGGAGGCAGAAGUGGAGAAAGCGACUAGACGCAACGCGGAGCUGGAGGCACGCGCGGCACAGCUUGGCGUGGAGACGCAGCUUUGGCAGGCCAAGGCGAAGGCGCAGGAAGCAACUGCGGCAUCGUUGCAGGCGCAGCUGCAGCAGGCCAUGAUGAGUGGCGAAGACGGCGGAGGAGGGCUGUCAUGUGCCGGGGGCGAGGCGGAGGAUGCCGAGUCAGCAUGUGUUGACCCGGAGCGAGUUGGUCCGAAAUGCAGAGGUUGCGCAAAACGGGUGGCUUCUGUGGUGGUUUUGCCGUGUCGACACCUGUGCAUCUGCGCUCAGUGCAACACGCAUUUUCGGGCGUGUCCAGUUUGCCUCACCGUUAAAAAUUCAACCGUUCAGUCGAUUUUCUUAAUUUCAGGACCAAUUCACAGGUCUCUCCCAACGAAACACACCCAAAUCAAUACUCAAAACCAAUUAUAGUCAUAAUUAUA
Messenger RNA from Vigna umbellata (rice bean), 1536 nucleotides. The record is from RefSeq and is a predicted model, not a curated record. Lineage: Eukaryota; Viridiplantae; Streptophyta; Magnoliopsida; Fabales; Fabaceae.